AUGUUUUGGGAAGCAGUUAGUUUCUUUGCCUCCUUGUCAUUCCUUUUCUAUUUUCUCCUGAUGCGCCGCUGGUCAAGGAGGAAAAACUUUCCCCCAGGGCCUCGCCAACUCCCUCUUCUUGGCAACUUUCUGGAUAUGGGCAAUUUUAAUCACGUGACCAUGAAGGAACUGGCCAAGAAGUACGGUGAUAUAUACAUGCUGAACAUCAUGGGCCACAAGGUUUUUGUCGUUACCAAUAUUGAUCUGGCAUGGGAGGCGCUGGUUCGCAAAGGGAAUAUUUUUGCUGGAAGAUCAGAUUCUUACGUUUCUCGUGAAUUGUACCAGGGGAAGAAAGCCAUCGUUUUUGGGGACUAUGGGGCUCGGUGGAAGUUGUUGCGCAAAGUUGCGCACUCAGCUCUGCGAAUGUUUGGAAACGGCAUUGAAAUCUUGGAGCAAAGAACUUAUCAUGAGGUUGAUGAAUUGUGUCAACAAUUCAGCAAAUCAAGUGGUGUUCCCUUCGAUCCAGCGGAAUCCAUCAAGUUGGCUGUAAUGAAUAUCAUCUGUACAUGUCUGUUUGAGACUCGCUUCCCCAAAGAAAGCUUGUACUUGGACGAAAUGUUUGAAAUGAUCGACGAGGCCGUCCACCUGGCCGGAAGUGCCGUCCUGCUCGAGAUAUUGCCCUUUAUGAAGUUUCUACCUCUAGGCAUUCAUAAACGAAUACAGCAUUCCGUUGACCUCAGAAAAAAACUGAUUGCAUCAAAAUUCCAAGAGAGAAAGCAAACGUACAAAGAAGGGACCAUACGGGACCUUUCGGAUGCUUUGAUAAAAGCAUAUAACGACGCUGAACUUGAGGACAGUAAAAACAAAGGAAUUUUGGAUGAAGAUUACUUGAUAAACACUCUCAUAGAUCUUACGACUGCUGGCUCAGAUACUACUGCUACUUUUCUAACGUGGUCGGUUCUUUAUAUGGCAGCGUUCCCAGAAGUCCAAGCAAAGAUACACCAGGAAAUUGAUAACACCAUCGGCCGCGAGAGCAAGCCUCGCUUUGAAGAUAGGAGCAACUUACCUUAUUUGCAUGCGACCAUCUUUGAGAUUAUACGUCACAGCUCGUUUGCGAAUGCAACCGUUCCUCAUCGAGUGCGGAGCGAUACCACUCUUGGAAAGUACGAGAUUCCUGAAAAUUCUGAAGUCAUUGUUGAUCUAAAAGCCAUUCAUCACGACCCGAACCACUGGAGAGAUCCUGACUCAUUUGAUCCUAAGCGAUUUCUUGACGAGGAUGGAAGCUUUAUCUGCCGAUCGACCUUCAGCUUUCUCCCUUUUGGAGGUGGUCCGCGAGGCUGUAUAGGCCAAAUGUUGGCUCAAAUCGAGAUUUUUCUGUUUCUUACAAGCGUUCUGCAGACGUUUAGGCUUGAGCUCCCCCCUGGAUCUCCGCCUCCUAAUUUCGAACCACCAUUGGAAUCUGUUGCCCGUGGAAUCUUGGUCCCACGCCCCUACAAGUUGAGCAUCACGAAAAGGGAGUGA
This is a messenger RNA of Porites evermanni, 1500 nucleotides long. The record is from the annotation of a GenBank genome assembly. NCBI's taxonomy places the organism in Eukaryota, Metazoa, Cnidaria, Anthozoa, Scleractinia, Poritidae.